Molecule: messenger RNA, 2674 nt
Organism: Closterium sp. NIES-67
Lineage: Eukaryota; Viridiplantae; Streptophyta; Zygnematophyceae; Desmidiales; Closteriaceae
Source: the annotation of a GenBank genome assembly
AGCCAUUAUCCACAACAGUAUAGUGUGGUAAAUCGUGAUCCGCCAUUUUAGCGGAAUUCACGCAUGUUCGUUUUAGCUGAGGGAACUCUUCCUCGGCUGCGCCUUGUUUGGUUCCUCAACCAAUCAGCCGUCGUAGCGCCUAGCGUGCGGCCGAAUCUCAGCCGCUUAUUCUGGUGUGCGAUCAGGGACUAAGCUCUGGCUCACCCAUCGUCCCUCCCACUUCCCCGUCUCCACGCUGCGAAGUCGUGCAGUCUAGGUCAUUUACCUACGCGACGCUAGUAUGCGACGCCAGUAUGCGACGCUUCAGGGAGGUCCGGAAAGGGACGCUAUCCUAAUCAUGACUAUUGCGGCGUUCUUAUAACGAAGCUCUCCGUUCCAGCUCUGGUGCGUUUAACGAUGGCCGUUACUACAUCCGUCCACCGAAUCCUGUCUCGCAACAGAGCUACAGGACGCGCGCUCGGCGCGCUUUUCCGAUCCGUCGAAGCCAGAUCGCAAGCUGGAGCAGCCGCGCCGGCCACGUCAUUAAAGGGCACCGCCGCGUUGGCCAGCCGCCACGUCAGCGCCUGCGACCUCGCAGGGUCUGCGGGCGGUCGCGACGUGGACUCUUCACACGCGAAUCUUCAGCUUAUGGGGUGUGAUUACAGCAGAUGGCACUGUAUCAAGGCCGAUCUCGGCUCGCAGAAGCAGCGGCGGUGGCAUUCGACAUCGCCCGAGAGCCGUGAUGGGGCUGGCAAUGGCAUUCCCGGUGGGGAGGGUGGGGGGGGUGGGGAGGGGGCAGGUGGAAGGGCAAACAUGAAGGUUGGAGGGGGCGAGGGAGGGGACGAUGCGACGGUGGUGGAGGUGGACAGAUCGGGACUGAAGAGCUCGGCUGCCGUAAUGGAUGGCGAUUCGCCUGUGGGCAGUGCCGAUCACCGGGCAGGGAGUGGUGGGGAGUCAAGCGCUGACCAGGAAUCCGGGGGAAGCAUCCCGGCAGGUUCGCCCAUGGUGGAGCACAUCCGGUCCAUGAUUCGGUUUCGAGGCGGUCCGGUCAGCGUGGCGGACUAUAUGGAGCAGGUGCUGACGAGCAGCAGUGCGGGCGGGUACUACAUGCAGCGGGACGUGUUCGGCCGGGAGGGCGACUUCAUCACGUCGCCUGAGAUCAGCCAGAUGUUCGGCGAGAUGGUGGCGGUGUGGGCCAUGAUGGCGUGGCAGCAGCUGGGGUCGCCCCCUCGAGUGCGUGUCGUAGAGCUGGGGCCGGGGCGAGGCACCCUUAUGGCUGACCUGCUGCGGUCGUCUGCCAAGUUCGCCCCUUUCAGCCAGGCGGUGGAGGUGCACCUGGUGGAGGUGAGCCCGGCCCUCAGGCGCCUGCAGUGGGCUGCGCUCAAGUGCCACGCUGCAGGGGCAGAGGGGGGAAGAGAGGGUGGUGGAGGGGAGGAGAGGAGUGAGGCGGAUGGGGGGAGGAGAACAGGUGGUGGGGAGGAGGGGAAGGCAGGCUCUGGUGUAGCGGCGUCAGCAGGUGAAGCAGCAGCAGCAGCAGCAGCAGCAGCAGCAGGCGCAGCAUCACCAUCACAACCACAAUCGCCAUCAACACGUGCAGAAGCAGCAGAGGCAGAGUUGGCAGGGACAGGCGUAUCGGGCCUGAGUGGAGCCACGGUGACGUGGCACUCUGCGCUGGAGGACGUGCCUGAGGGAGUGCCCACGAUCCUGAUCGCCCACGAGUUCUUCGACGCCCUGCCCAUCCACCAGUUCCAAAAAACGGACCGAGGGUGGUGUGAGAAGCUAGUUGACGUGGCAGAAGCGGACAAACAAGGCCACCCAUCUGAAGGCCACUCCGAUCCGAGCCAUGCACAAGGGGACACCAGUGGCCGUCCAUCUGCCGACCACCCUUUUCGUUUCGUCCUUUCUCCGGGGCCUACGGCAGCCUGCACUCUUUGUCUUCUUCCUCGCAUGCAAUGGGCCCCACUGGAGGAGCGGGGGGCAGCCGAACAUGUGGAGGUUUGUCCAGUAGCGGUCAAGAUUGCGCUGCAAAUCACGGAGCGGGUGGCGAGGGAUGGUGGGGCGGCGUUGAUAGUGGACUAUGGGGAGGACCGAUUGAUCUCUGAUAGCCUACAGGCCAUUCGCAAGCACGAGUUUGUGAAUGUGUUUGACGCACCUGGCACUGCGGACCUCAGUGCGUAUGUCGACUUCGCUGCCAUCCGCCAAGCCGUCGCCGACUCCAAAUUGCCUGCUCGGGCGUUUGGCCCCAUCACGCAGUCGCAGCUGCUGGGUCGCCUGGGCAUCAACUUCCGAGUGGAGACGCUGCUUAGAGUGGCGUCAGAGCAGCAAGCCGAGGCUUUAAGGGACGGGUACUGGCGGCUGGUGGGCGACGGGGAACCCCCGUGGCUAGAUGAGGAUGAUGAGCGUGAGGCUGGGGAGGGGGGAGGGCGGGGGAUAGAGGGGGAAGACGGAGCACAUGUAAGUGAUUGUGGGUCUGACUCUGACACUCAUGAUGGUUCAUUCGAGAAGGGUGGAAACAUUAGCAAGAGGUCAUUUGUGGGCAUGGGAUUGAGGUACAAGGCUCUUGUGAUUGCGAGUGAAAGGUUGGGAGUGCCAGUUGGGUUUGAGUGAUCCUCUAAUUCUAGCUUGUUUGUACAGUGAUUGCUCUUAUCACAACAAAUCGCUCACCCAUUGAGUUGCGUUGUUGCUGUUGCACUAA